Messenger RNA from Rotaria socialis, 1392 nucleotides. NCBI's taxonomy places the organism in Eukaryota, Metazoa, Rotifera, Eurotatoria, Philodinida, Philodinidae. The record is from the annotation of a GenBank genome assembly.
AUGGCAAACGUAACUAAAAAACGUAUAGCUAUCAUUGGUGCUGGCCCAAGUGGUUUAUCGCAAUUGAUUGCUUUCAAACAAGCCGAACAAGAACAACGUGUCGAGUUGGUCUGUUUUGAAAGACAAGCAGAAUGGGGUGGUCUAUGGCAAUAUACUGCUCUAGUAGGUACAUAUUCUUGUGGCGAACCUAUCCAUUCAAGCAUGUAUCGACAAUUGUGGUCAAAUGGUCCUAAAGAAUUACUUGAAUAUGCUGAUUAUUCAUUUGAGCAACACUUUGGUCGCUCUAUUACAUCUUAUCCACCACGUGCUAUUUUAUAUGAUUAUAUAAUUGGUCGAGCUGCAGCAGCCGAUGUUCGCAAAUUUAUUCAUUUUCGAACGACUGUACGUCAUGUUGAUUUUGAUGAUAAUACACAGCAAUUUCAUGUCACUGUUCAAGAUCUUCUCGCUAAUGAAUUACAGAAGGAUUUAAUAUUCGACCAUGUAAUAGUAGCUACUGGGCAUUAUACAAUACCUAAUAUGCCUGACUUCGAAGGCCUUUCUACAUUUCCAGGACGAGUUCUACAUUCACAUGAUUAUCGUGGCGCUGAUGAAUUUGUUGGUAAGAAUCUAUUGAUUAUUGGCGGUAGCUAUUCGGCUGAAGAUAUAGCUAUACAAUGUUACAAAUUUGGUGCUGGUUCUAUUACAAUAAGUUAUCGUUCAUGUCCCAUGGCAUUUAAAUGGCCCGAGGCUAUAAAAGAAGUUCCUCUAUUACAACGAAUUGAUGGACACACUGCAUAUUUUAAAGAUGGAACAAGUGUUGAUAAUAUCGAUUGCGUAAUUUUAUGUACUGGCUAUCGACAUAAUCAUUCUUAUAUGGCUGAGCCUCUUCGUUUUCAAUGUACAAGCAAUCUUUAUAUACCCAACAAUCUUUAUAAAGGUAUAUUUUGGUCUGCUGAGCCUCGCCUUGCUUAUUUAGGUAUGCAAAAUCAACUAUAUACUUUAAAUAUGUUCGAUAUUCAGGCUGCGCUUGUACGUGAUGUUUUUCUUGAUACAGUUAAAUUACCAGAUGAUGAUGAUAAAAAACGCCAAGAAGAUAUUGCUAAAUGGCAAGCACGUGAAAAGACACUUUCUCCAGAGGAUCAUGAAGGUUUUAGUGAUCUUCAAACAGAUUAUCUAGACGAUGUUACAAGCUGUUGUGAUCAAAAUACGGUACCCAAAUUUGAUCUUCAACGAGUAAAUGCUGGAUUCUAUAAAUUUUUCCAUGAUAAAAAAGAAAACCUUAUAACCUAUCGUGAUCAAACAUUCACUUCGAUUUUUCCUCCAUUUAAAGAAGCCUCAACAUCUAAAAUACAAUGGAUUAAUAAUAAGGAUGAUUCGAUUCAAGGAUAUCUCGCAUCCAUCACAACUGCAUAA